Molecule: messenger RNA, 4602 nt
Organism: Phlebotomus argentipes
Lineage: Eukaryota; Metazoa; Arthropoda; Insecta; Diptera; Psychodidae
Gene: AdamTS-B
Product: A disintegrin and metalloproteinase with thrombospondin motifs 12
Exons: 11
Coding region: 713-3652 (979 amino acids)
Biological process (GO): proteolysis; extracellular matrix organization
Cellular component (GO): extracellular matrix
Molecular function (GO): metalloendopeptidase activity
Source: RefSeq, a predicted model, not a curated record
AGUUGGAUCGUCGGCUCGAUUGCAUCUCUUCUUUUUGCCUCCGCCAAGCAAAUCACUGCGAAACUCGCGAUCUUCUGGGCCUCGAAUGGUUUUUCCAGAGUUGUUGAAAAUUGCAAAUUCCACCAUCUGUGAGUGAUCGCCUUUGCAGUGCCACACUAAUUGAUCCCACUUGUGACUGGUGGAGAGAUUUGAUGAAAACCCAGUGAACUUCGCCUGGAAAAGUGUAUACACGUAUUUUUCCAGCGAUCGCCAGAAUUGAUCAGAGACCAUAGCGACAAAAUUGGCACAUGUUGUAGAACAAAUAAACACCAAAUCCUCACAAAAUGCACAUAUGGAAGGUCUUAGUUUUACGGUCGUGCAGAGAAGAAGAUCAUGAGGAAAACAAACAGACAAGGCGCUCAGUCACAUUUUCAAUCGAGUGACAAACAGAAGUUUAGUCGAUUCUCUCGCUGAUUAUUUUGUGAAACAACAAAUUGAGCAAGUUCAGAUCUUGAGGAAGGACGAGAGAAUGAAGUGUCUUAAAAUGUGAUUUGCCAGUGAAAAUGUCCUGAGGAAUAGUGAAAAAUGAAGAAAAUCAUCGAUAAUGGUUAGUGCCAAAUAAAUGAGCGCGCAAUGGACAAUUAGUGCAAUAAUUGAGUGUCUUGGACGAAUUAAGCGGCCAAAUACAGAGAGGAAGUGCAAGCAAUAAAGCAACGCGAUAAAUAACUGUAAGAUGCCACAAUUUGGGAUUUGCGGAAUAAUUCUCUUGCUCACUGUGGGAACAUCUCUUGAAUUGGAAUAUGAACAUGAAGGCAUUUACUCAAAUGGAAUUGCUAAUGGAAAGUUAGUGAUUCCCAGAAAAGUCGAUCAGCACGGCAACCAUGUCUCGCACUUAUUGGAUCACCAUCACGAUCAUGAGGCCAAUGAGACCACUCUGCACUAUCACUUGGAGAUUGAUAACGAAACGCUGCAUUUAGAAUUAGAGCCUUCGCAUGAGUCCUUCAUUGCUCCCCUGAUGGUCGUGGAGCGCCACAAGAGGGACACGAAGGUGCGCAAGAAGUACAAACACAGCAACGCCAGUUCCUGCUUCUACCAAGGGCAGAUACGGGGACACCAUCGGUCCAAAGUGGCCCUUUCGUCGUGCAACGGCAUCACUGGAUUCGUGGCCUCGAAGGACAAGGGUUUCUACUGGGUGGAGCCCUCGAAGAGACACAAGCCUCACCAUCGCCUGGGCCAUCCUCAUGUCGUGUUUAAGGCACAGAAUGUCAAUCCGCACAGCGCCUCGGUGCCGCCCAAGAAGCGCCGAAAGCACAGGCGCCGCCGGACCAGCACGUGCGGCACAAAGGAGCCCAAGAGGAAGGCUGAGACGCAAAUCGAAUGGCAGCCGCAGGGAAAGGUGCUCGUUCAGGGCGGUCGAAGGGCGAGGAAUCGCAGCCCGAGACGGCCAAAGCGCUCCGUGAGCACACCGCAUCACGUGGAAGCCCUGGUGGUGGCGGAUUCCACGAUGAUGGCCUUCCACGAGCACGGAGACGUGCAGACGUACCUUCUGACCAUUAUGAACAUGGUGUCGUCGCUGUACAAGGAUCACACCAUUGGCAAUCUCGUGCACAUCGUCGUGGUGAAGAUCCUCAUGCUGGACGACGAGGAAGCUGAAGAGGAGCUGAACGUGUCGCACGCAGCAGAAGCUACGCUGUCCAACUUCUGUCGUUGGCAGCGGAAGCUCAAUCCUAGAGACGACCAGGAUCCCCACCACCACGAUGUGGCCAUUCUCGUGACCAGAAAGGACAUCUGUUCCCACAGUGGCUGCAUGACGCUGGGGGUCGCAAAUGUUGGCGGCAUGUGCAGAAUGGACAAGUCAUGUAGUGUCAAUGAAGACAAUGGAAUCACAUUAGCGCACACGAUCACCCAUGAAUUGGGUCACAAUUUCGGCAUGUAUCACGAUACCGAGAAGACUGGCUGCGGCCACCGCAUUGGCUCCAUUCUACAUGUUAUGACACCCAGUUUCGAAGCGGACACAACACACGUGUCAUGGUCAAAUUGUAGUCGUCGCGAUAUUACACACUUUCUGGAUCAAGGAUUGGGAAAAUGCCUAGACGACACCCCCACGACAGAAGAACUGGAGGACAAGUACGAGUAUCCCGAUCUUCCGCCCGGGGCCAUGUACAAUGCGGACCUGCAGUGUCGCCUGCAGUUCAAUACAACCGACGAAACCGUGCGCGUCUGCUCGCAAAUGGAUGAGAUCUGCUCUCAGCUGUGGUGCCAAGUGGACGGCUCCUGCAUCACGCAGUUGCGAGCCGCCGCGCCGGGAACGACGUGUGGCAAGCACAAGUGGUGCCAAGAGCAGAAGUGCGUGCUGAUGGAGGAUCUGCCGCGGCCCGUGGACGGCGGCUGGGGCAACUGGAGUGACUGGACUGAAUGCUCGCGCGCGUGCGGAGCCGGAGUCUCAAUCCAGAUGCGAGAGUGCAACAAUCCGCACCCGUCGAACGGCGGGAGCUUCUGCAUUGGCGAGAGGACACGCUACAAGACCUGCAAUCUUGAGGUGUGUCCAGACGAUGAGCCCAGCUUCCGCGCUGUCCAGUGCUCCAAGUUCAACAAUGAGACUUUUCGCGGGAAGAACUACACUUGGCUGCCUUUCUUCGACACGCAGGAGCCGUGCAAGCUGUACUGCACUGAUACUGACGACACUGUGAUAGUGCCUUGGGGAGCGUCAGCCGCUGACGGCACGCCGUGCAAUUUGGGCACAAACGACAUGUGCAUUUCCGGCAUCUGCAGGAAAGUGGGAUGCGAUUGGGUGGUGGAUUCCGAGACGAUUGAGGAUCAGUGCGGCGUUUGCGGAGGCGACGGCGAGACGUGUACUGUCAUCAAGGGCGACUUCAACAAGAGGCUCAAUAUCUCGGAAGGAUACUACCAGAUCACCACGAUCCCAGCCUGGACAAGGAACAUCCAUGUGGAGGAAGUGGGCCCGUCCAAGAACUACCUGAGCAUCGGACAAGCAGGAACAGACAAGUUUUACCUCAACGGAGACAGGCUCAUUUACUUCUCAGGUGAGUACGAUAUUGCUGGCGCGAAGGGCUUGUACGACAGGAAUGUGGAAAAAGACAAGGAGAUCCUCAACAUUCCGGGGCCCAUCAAGGAGGACAUCAUACUGUACGUCCUGAUGAAGGGCAAGCACAAGAACGUGGGUCUCAAGUAUGAAUACACGCUGCCAUCCAAUGCCACGGCGCCGCCAAUCUUCCGCUGGAAGCUGGGCGACUGGACAGCUUGUUCUGCGACCUGCGGCGGAGGAGUGCACUUCAGAUUCCCUAUUUGCUAUCAAGAGAACAAAGGAAUUGUGGAUGAGGAACUGUGCUGGUCCAAUGCCGAUGAUCCGCGCCCAAAUCAGAUCAAAGAAGUGUGCAACGAGGACAUGUGUCCGGCGCAUUGGUGGGUCGGACCGUGGCAACUCUGUCCCGUGACGUGCGUGAAGCGCGGCGAUCCGAACCCCGUCAAGCGGCGCUCCAUAAUGUGCGUGAACGAGUACGAAAUGGCGCUUCCGGACGCCAGCUGCCACGAGAGCGAGCGUCCGGCCGACACGAUGCCCUGCAGUCAGGUGAUUCCCGUCUGCAGUGAGUCAGCCGAGGAGUUGGAGGGCGAGAAAGUGACGCCCGAGGAGACGAGCAAUAAUGUAAUUUAGUUCUUAGGCAUAUUUCUGUGUUAUAUUAACAUUCUCUUCGCGAGCUGAAAACUCUCUACUCCAUUACCUGAACGCCCAGCCUCUUGUAGACGUACAACUCCGUAGGACUGCCCAUGAAAAUUCUCAUAGAGUGAAGUAAUAAAAUUUAUAUUAUAGAUUCAACACUUAAUACAUAAUAAAAUUAUAAAUUUUCUCAAUCAAAUUACACAAUUUUUCAUCUCUUUUUCUUUCUAAUUUCUAACUCUAACGUCUGUCUCUAAUUACAUUGCUAUUGAUUUUUUUUUUCUAUCUUUAUCAUGUUAAUUUAUAAGUGUGCUUCUAUGGAUAAAUGUAGAUUUUUCACACAAAUACUUUUAGUAGCUUUACAUUUACUGCAUUUAAGGUGAGACACAAACAGGUGGAAAUAAAACAGGAUGAGAAGCAGGAUGCAUUUUCCUUAAUCUGAUUAUUUUUUAAAUGAGAAAAUUAAUAAUCAAUGUGUUAAAUUGUUUCAAUGUCUUAAUCUCUAAAGUAGCGCAGAAGGAAGUAUGAGUUUUUAUGCAUAGAACUCGCGAUCUGUCUCUUGAUUUAUUGCGUAAAAAAAUCACAUGAGUUAAUCUUCUGUUACAUUGUAAUAUGAAAAAUAUCCCUACACAAUAUAAACGCCCUUUCCUUCCUACAACUUUUAUAAUCAUGCAAAUCCUCACCUUAUCGUCAAUUAGUAUUAUGAAAAUGUUAUCAAUUUGUUGACAAUUGAAAACGACACAAAUAAGUAAUAUAGAGUAAAUAAUCUUAUGCUAAUCAUGAUUAAAUAAAUUAUUAUGACACAAUUUAAAUCUCCAUGAGAUCCACACGAAAUUUUUUUUUGUAUAAAUGAGUUUUGUAAUGAAAGGUUUACUAUAUUAGACAUACAUAUACUUUGUGUAAUUGUACUUAAAAUGGUAAAAUAAAACAUUCUUUCAUAAAAAAAA